Molecule: messenger RNA, 2250 nt
Organism: Penicillium chermesinum
Lineage: Eukaryota; Fungi; Ascomycota; Eurotiomycetes; Eurotiales; Aspergillaceae
Product: putative AAA family ATPase
Exons: 2
Coding region: 1-2250 (749 amino acids)
Cellular component (GO): cytoplasm
Molecular function (GO): ATP binding; ATP hydrolysis activity
Source: RefSeq, a predicted model, not a curated record
AUGGCAGACGUUCGCAGCUUUACGGUCAGACCUCUAUCCAAACAAUCGCGGACCGACCUGAAAGAUGCCUUCCGGGUGUAUCUUUCUUCUUCCUCUUUGGCAGCUUUGCGACUGAGAGCAGACGAUCUCUGUACUUUGACAGCUGCCGAAGGAUCACCAAAGACUGCAAUUGCAUGGACGGCAGUGGAAAACAUACAGAGCACAGUCGUACAAACCUCUAGGGCUUUGCAGGAUUGCUAUGGAAUCAAAAUUGGAGAGAAGGUGGGUAUUACCAAGAUCGCCGGUGGCCUGGAAGACAUCGACUCGAUCACGCUCGUCGACUCCUCGGAUUCUGAAAAGAUCGCCAGGUACGGGCCCAUAGCUGCUGCAGAUCGGUGCCACUGGGAAUGGGCGCUCGAGUUUCAACUUUUAAGGAGCGAGGUCCUCGCUGAAGGCUUGAUUUUUGAUCUAGAUCUCAAAGGUCAACAUCGGUCAUUCCAAAUCGUUGCAAUCCGUACUGUGAGCCCUGGCUCCGGUCGAACCAUUGCUCGGUUUACAAGCGCCACAAAGGUCUCCAUUGGGCUCGAAAACGAGGAAGUACGCGAAGCUCCGGCUGAUAUUACCGUUCAGUCUUACGGACUUGGCGGGCUUUCCCGCCAAAUUGCGGAAAUUAAUGAAUGCCUCUCGGAUCUGAAUAUCGAUUCGCAAAGCCUCAUUAUGCCUUCCUUUUAUGAGCACGGGCGUGGAAUUCUCCUUUAUGGUCCAAAGGGAACAGGAAAGACAGCGCUCCUAGAGCAAAUAGGAAAGGCAGGUUGGCGACAGGUCUUCAAAAUUGGCACAGCCUCUCUAGGACGAAGCGUGGGUGAAAGCGAGGCAAAAUUACGGAACAUCUUCCAAGAAGCAGCUCGAUCUAAACCAAGUGUAAUCAUACUCGACCAGUUGGACUUUAUCGCACCUAGGCGGACUUCCUUCGAGACCCCAUCACUGGCGACUGUUUUGUGUGAGAACCUAGACGCAAUCCGGAGUGCCUCUAUCUUGGUCGUUGGUGCGACACGGCAUCCCAAUAAUGUUGAUGAUGCACUUAGGACCCCCCAUCGCCUUGGAACGGAAAUUGAGAUACAGGUCCCGACAGCUCAAGAUCGGGCGGAGAUCCUGCGCGCUAUCUGUGGCCCUCUCACUGCCGGCUUAACCGACGAGUUGAUUGACCAUAUUGCUGAAAAGACGCACGGGUAUGUGGGAGCCGACCUAUUUGCCUUGCUGCAACUGGUCUGCAGGAAGGCACGCCAGCGGCAGUUACUUGAACGAAGUUCGGCGAACCACUCUGAAGUGCAGGCAAAACCUUGCUCGGAGGUAAAUGACCAGCCGACUCCUAUGCAGGUUGAUCUGGUCAUCCGGGACAGUGAUAUAUAUUCUUCCUUGCAGGAAGUUCGCCCAACGGCCAUGCGAGAGGUGUUCUUGGAAACCCCUAAGGUGAGGUGGUCUGACAUUGGCGGCCAGCACGAUAUCAAAAAACGGCUUCAACAAGCCGUUGAGAGGCCUCUUAAGCAUCCUCAGCGCAUGCAUCGUCUGAACGUGAAGAGUAAAAAGGGUGUUUUGCUGUAUGGACCCCCGGGAUGUUCGAAGACACUGACUGUGAAGGCUUUGGCAACGGAGGCUGGUCUCAAUUUUCUGGCCGUGAAGGGUGCAGAAAUCCUGAGUAUGUACGUUGGCGAAUCCGAGCGGUCGUUGCGAGAGAUCUUCCGGAAAGCUCGAGCUGCUCGACCCAGUAUCAUCUUCUUCGACGAGAUUGAUGCGAUUGCGGGUCGCCGAAGUAACAAUUCUCAGGGGGGGGUCAAUGUACUCACGACUCUACUCAACGAAAUGGAUGGAAUUGAGGAGUUGCGGAACGUCUUAGUGAUUGCCGCUACCAAUAAGCCGGAUGUUCUCGAUCCUGCUCUAAUGCGUCCUGGUCGCCUUGACAAUAUUCUCUACAUUGGACCCCCAGACUUCGAAGCGCGAAAGGAAAUAUUACGGAUCUGGGCAAGUAAAUCCGUCCUUCACAAGGAAGUGGACCUGGAGGUACUUGCGGCUCGGACAGAGGGCUACUCGGGAGCCGAAAUGGUUAGCAUAUGCGAAACCGCGGGAGAUGCUGCGUUAGACGAGGAGGAAGAGACCCAGCAGGAGCAAGAAGUAUGUUUGAGGCAUUUCGAAUAUGCAUUGGGCCAGGUUCGACGGCAGAUCACCGAUGCUGUCAUUCAAGAAUAUGCAGAAUGGCGCGACGCCCAGAAGUAG